AUGGCACAUUACUCAGCCAACGCGUGCCUGGCUCCGGUGGCGUCGCUGCACGGGCUUGCUGUGACGACUGUGGAGGGCAUCGGAUCUACGAAGACGCGCCUCCAUGCGGUGCAGGAGAGGAUCGCCCUCGCCCACGGCUCCCAGUGCGGCUUCUGCACGCCCGGCAUGGUCAUGUCCAUGUACACGCUGCUCCGGAACAAGCCAAGGCCGACCAUGGCGGACAUCGACGAGUAUUUUGCUGGGAAUCUGUGUCGCUGCACGGGCUACAGACCCAUCUUAGAAGGCUUCAGGAGCUUCACCACCGACGCAGGGACAGGAGGCAGCUGUGGCCGGAGUGACUGUUGUAGAAAGAGGGGCAAGGGAUGUGAUAUAAAAGUGAUGAACGGAGAAAUGAACGGUGAGGUGAACGGAUACAUGAACGGUGACGUGAACGGAGAUGUCAACGGAGUCACCGAUAACAUCUCUUAUGUGCUUUACGACACUGAGGAAUUUCAGCCUUACGACCCAAGCCAAGAAAUUAUCUUCCCGCCAGAACUUAAGCUCCACCUGGAAUGGCAGAGGCAGAACCUCGUGUUCCGCGGACCCCGUGUCUCGUACUUCAGGCCGAGCUCCCUCUCCGAGCUCCUCUCUCUCAAGGCCGAGCAUCCUGGCGCUCGAAUCGUUGUGGGAAACACGGAAGUUGGCAUCGAAGUCAAGUUCAAGAACGUGACUUACCCCGUCCUCAUCAACCCGACCAACGUAGCGGAACUGACGAAGGUGGCGCUGGCGAAGGAGGGCGUGGCGUUCGGGGCGUCUGUGACCCUCUCCGCUGUCGAAGGAACGCUGCGUCGUCAGGUCAACUCGCUGCCAGAAUAUCGUACGAGAAUAUUUUCCGCCAUCUUGGAAAUGCUACGCUGGUUUGGCGGUAAACAGAUCAGAAACGCGGCGGCCAUUGGCGGGAAUAUCAUGACGUCAUCGCCCAUUAGCGACCUCAACCCCCUCCUGGCGGCUGCUGGAGCCAGACUGACGGUCCGCAGCGCAGAAUUUGGCGAGCGGGAAAUCGUGAUGGACCAAAGUUUCUUCACGGGCUAUAGAAGAAACAGCAUUCGUCCUGAGGAGGUUCUUGUGACGGUCCUCAUCCCCUACAGCCGGAAGAACGAGUACUUCCUGGGCUUCAAGCAGUCCCGGCGGCGAGAGGACGACAUCGCCAUCGUCAACGCCGGCAUGAGAGUGAGGUUCCUGCAGGCGACGACGAUCGUGGAGAGGCUGGACGUAGCUUUCGGAGGGAUGGGGCCCACGACCGUGCUGCCGCUGAUGGUGAGGGAAGACCACGAAGGACGUUCCUGGGACUCUUCUCUCCUAGAAACCGGGACGUCACGACUUCUGCAGGAGCUCCCUCUGUCGGCGUCUGCUCCCGGAGGCAUGGUCGAGUACCGCCGCACCCUUGCCGUCAGCUUCUUCUUCAAGUUCUACCUCAGUGUCCGAGGGCGCCUGAGCGAACAGUUCCCCUCGCUGGUCGCCGCUCUGACGGAGGAGGAGCAGGAGGCGACGAAGGUGCACCGCCACACCACGCCGAGGAGCACCCAGCUAUUCGAGACCGUCCCCCUCGGCCAGAGCGCCCUCGACCCCAUCGGCCGCCCUCUGACCCACUCCUCGGCCCUCCAGCAGGCGACCGGAGAAGCCCUCUACGUGGACGACCUCCCGCGCUUCAAGGACGAGCUCUACGGCGCGCUGGUCCUCUCCUCAAGGGCGCACGCCAGGAUUCUCAGCAUAGACGCCUCGGAAGCUCGCAGGAUGGAAGGCAUCGAGAGGGUCUUCUUCGCGGAGGAUCUGGAAGCUGAAAGGAACAAAACUGGCUGUAUUCUGUUGGACGAAGAAAUUUUUGCCUCUGACACCGUGACCUGCGUCGGCCAGGUGGUUGGUCUCGUGGUGGCCAAAGACCAGGCCACGGCGCAGAGAGCGGCGAAGUUAGUAAGAAUAGAGUACAAGGACGUCAAGCCUCGUCUAAUCACGAUCCAGGACGCCAUCAGAGAGAAAUCCUGGUGGGGGCCCUGGACCAUAAACCAGGGGGAUGUCGAGCAGGGCUUCAGUGCCUCGCCGCACGUCCUCGAGGGCGAGAUGCACGUCGGAGGACAAGAGCACUUCUACCUGGAGACCAACGCCCACCUCGCCGUCCCCAGGUGCGAGGACGGCGGGAUGGACGUCUUCUCGUCAACUCAGAACCCGACGCUGACGCAGCAGCUGGUGGCGCGGGCUCUGGGGAUCGCCUGCAACAAGGUGACGUGUCGCGUGAAGAGGAUGGGCGGCGGCUUCGGGGGCAAGGAGACCAGGAAUAACAGCGUCUCGCUGCCCAUCUGUGUCGCUGCGUCCGUACUGAAGCGCCCCGUCCGCAUCAUGCUUGACCGCGACGAAGACAUGCUAAUCACGGGGACUCGCCAUCCCUUCCUGGGGAGGUGGAAGGUCGGGUUCACAGCGGAGGGCGUCUUCACGGCAAUGGACAUGGAAUUCUACGCCAACGCCGGAUGUUCAGCAAACCAGUCCUUAGACGUUGUGCAGAAGGCGAUGCUCUCGAUGGAUAAUGUGUACAGGUGCAAAAACAGACGUGUCACGGGAUACGCCUGCAAAACCAACUUACCCUCGAAUACCGCCUUUCGAGGAUUUGGAGGUCCUCAAGGGAUGAUGUUCACCGAGGAUAUGGUGUCCCGGACAGCGGACUUCCUCGGGAUGGAUCACGAUGAGUUACGGAGGAGGAACAUGAUCGACUCCGGUGACGUCACUCACUUCGAUCAGCCGAUGGAGAGGUGCACAGUUCGGCGCUGUUGGGAAGAGGUCGUAGCGCAGGCGAACUACCACGCGCGCAGAGAAGCUGUCGAACGCUUUAAUAAAGGCAGCAAAUACCGGAAACGUGGCAUUUAUCUCCUCCCGACGAAAUUCGGCAUCGCCUUCUCCGUGCUGUCCCUCAACCAGGCCGGCGCCCUCGUCCACGUCUACACCGAUGGCUCCGUCCUGCUGACCCACGGCGGCACGGAGAUGGGCCAGGGACUCCACACCAAAAUGAUCCAGGUCGCGUCGAGAGUGCUCAGGAUCCCGGCUUCGAGGAUCUACAUCAGCGAGACGAGCACGGACAAAGUUCCCAACACCACCUCCACAGCGGGUUCCUUCUCCUCCGACCUCAACGGCAUGGCGGUCCUGAACGCGUGCAAAACCAUAAUGAAUCGCCUGGAGCCUUACAUGUCCAAGAACCCGAAAGCAGGUUGGGACAAAUGGGUCAAGGCAGCUUACCUCGACCGCGUCUCUCUCUCAGCCACAGGUUUUCACAAAACCUCUGGUGUUACCGGGUAUGACUUUGAAGCGCAUAAAGGAAUACCUUUUAGCUACUUCAGCUAUGGCGCUGCGGUGACGGAGGUCGAAGUGGAUUGCCUGACAGGAGAUCACUCGGUCCUGCGAACAGACAUCGUGAUGGACGUGGGCGACUCCCUGAACCCCGCCCUUGACAUCGGCCAGGUGGAGGGGGGGUUUACGCAGGGCCUCGGUCUCUUCACCCUCGAGGAGCUUCGGUUCUCCCCCGAGGGCGUUCUGCUCACGAGAGGCCCGGGGGCGUACAAGAUACCAGGAUUUCAGGAUAUCCCGCGUGAGUUCAACGUGUCGCUGCUUCGAGGAGCACCCAAUCCGAGGGCCAUCUUCUCCUCGAAGGCCAUCGGAGAGCCGCCGCUAUUCCUGGCCUCGUCCGUAUUCUUAGCCAUCAAGGAAGCGGUCGCGUCGGCCAGGGCGGAACGAGGCCUCGAACCGCUGUUUCGGCUCGACUCACCAGCGACGGCGGAGAGGAUCAGGAUGGCCUGCGGCGACGCCCUCGCACAGAUGGCGACGGCCGACAUCGAAGACACUUCUAAGCCUUGGUCGGUAACAGUGUGA
This is a messenger RNA of Penaeus indicus, 3891 nucleotides long. RefSeq names its product xanthine dehydrogenase/oxidase-like. The coding region runs from base 1 to 3891 and encodes 1296 amino acids. Lineage: Eukaryota; Metazoa; Arthropoda; Malacostraca; Decapoda; Penaeidae. The record is from RefSeq and is a predicted model, not a curated record. The transcript is spliced from 26 exons. Gene Ontology annotation, molecular function: iron ion binding; FAD binding; oxidoreductase activity.